AUGGCUGAAACAGACUCAGAAGUUAGGGAAAGACUAUUAAAGCAAUCAACAACAUCCAAUUUAUCUGAUUUUAAUCUUAGAAAGGCUUAUUCUAUUGAAGAGUAUAUCAAUCAUAUUGGGUUUGGUUCGUAUCAAAUUAAACUUACAUUCUUGGCAGGCUGUAUUUGGGUAUCAUUUAUUGGUAUGUUCAUUGGUGACCCUAUUUGGGGAUGGUAUUCUGAUGUUUACGGAAGGAAAAUGGCGGUUUUCUAUUCCACUUUAUGGACAUUUGUUUAUGCUCUACUCUCUGCCACUUCUCCAAGUUUUUUUUGGAUAGUAUUUACACGAGGUCUUACUGGCUUUGGUAUUUCUGGUGCUAUCCAAGUAGUUACUAUUUACUGCGAGUUUUUACCAGAAAUUUAUCGAUGCCUAUCAAUACUUGUCCUUGCGGUAUUUUGGUCUAUCGGUGGCUGUCUUACCAAUUUAAUAGCGAUGCUUGUUAUGCCAACACUAGAUUGGCGAUACGUUCUUGGAUUUGCUAGUAUCCCAUGCCUUGUAUUCUGCCUUUUAUACAAGUUCGUACCUGAAUCUCCCCGAUUCUAUCUAGUUUCUGGUCAACGUAACAAAACCCUUAAGGUCUUAGCUGAUGGUGCUAAAGCAAAUGGAGUAUCUCUUUUAGAAGGAGAUCUCAUUGUACCAGAAAAGGAUAGUCUUGGACAAAUCCGUACCUUAUUCAAGAAGCAACAUCGAAAGACAACAAUUUUAUUAUUUCUUAUUUGGAGCAGCGCUGGGUUUUGCUAUUUUGGUAUGAUUUUAUUAUCCCCACUUCUGCUUGUCAAUCAAAAUUGUGGAAAUGAUAACACUGUAAGGAACACGAUUAGUGAUUGCUCCUGUAAGCCAUUAACCACCAAACAUUAUCAAUAUCUUAUAGCUACAGCAUUCGCUGAGAUUCCUGGGUUAAUAGUCUCCUUUAUUAUAAUUCAAUUACUGGGAAGAAGGAAAGGUAUAGCGUUGCAGUUUUUCCUAGCAGGAAUUCCCAUUCCGUUUUUAAUAGCAUGUACUUCAUCAGCGACGAAAACUAUUCUAUUAAGCUGUACUAGAGCAUUCUCAAAUGCAGUGUUUCAGACGAUAAUCCUUUAUACAGCAGAGGUGUAUCCUACAAGCAUUAGAGCUAUUGGCCUUGGAAUGUGUAGCGCUGCUAAUCGUUUUGGUGUUUUCAUUAGUCCUCUUGUAGCUCAGGUCAUCUUUCCCAAAUCUAAUCUGGCAGGCUUAUUAAUUUAUACAAUUUUAUGUUUAUCAAGUGGUAUUCUCGCGCUGACUUUACCAAUUGAAACCAGAGGAAGAUUAUUACAGAUAACUGUUGUUGAUAACUUUAGUUCUAAACUUGACUUAGUAUCUUAA
This is a messenger RNA of Trichoplax adhaerens, 1380 nucleotides long. RefSeq lists its product as uncharacterized. Gene Ontology annotation, cellular component: membrane. The coding region runs from base 1 to 1380 and encodes 459 amino acids. Gene Ontology annotation, biological process: transmembrane transport. Gene Ontology annotation, molecular function: transmembrane transporter activity. Lineage: Eukaryota; Metazoa; Placozoa; Uniplacotomia; Trichoplacea; Trichoplacidae. The record is from RefSeq and is a predicted model, not a curated record. The transcript has 15 exons.